AUGAACGAGCCAGGCCCAUCGAGCGCCUACUACCGGCGCUUUGCGCAGCAGGCAGACGGUCCUAUCAGGCCUCCUUCGCCUCCAGGCUCGCCGCUUUUGCCGCCCACGCAAACGACCGCUCAGUUCCUGGACUCUGAAGCCGAGGAUUCGUUGUACGCUGUUCUCAACGUCGAACAUGACGCGUCCCUCGCCGAGCUCAAGGACAAGUACAGGGCUCUUGCAGCCAUCUACCACCCGGACAAGCAGCCCGAUGAUGUGCGUCGGCGUGCAGCUCACGAUCGCUUCAUGGAAAUCUCUCGCGCGUACGAGAUUCUCACCGACCCGGGAAAGCGCGCCAUCUAUGACCUCUUUGGAGAAGAAGGUCUGCGGACCAGCUGGGAGGUUGGACCUCGCGGUAUGACUCCCGCAGAGAUGAAGGCGCACUACCAGAGGCAAGGUGAUACGAAGCGUCGUAUCGAUGUCGAGGCGCUUGUCAACUCAAAGAGCGACAUGUCGGUUACUCUUGACGCACGCGGUGUUUUCCUUCCCAAAAGCGUGUUCAGUGACCCCAGUGUCAUCUCUCACUCGCCAAUGGCGCGUAUCCGUCGCGUCAAUCCCUCGCAGAUUAUUCUCAAGCACUCGUUUGAGCUGCCUUUCAAUGAACAGACCCAGUUUGUUAUCGAGGAGACCAUGGUUGCCGUGAGAGGUCAAGGUGGCGCUGGCCUCUCUGGUACCAUCAAGCACCAGUUUUCGCCGCGUCUGUGGGUUCAGUACACCCAGGCUGUUCUGGCCCCAUUCACCACAUCCUUCAAGGGAACGUACACCUAUGACGAGAACACCUAUGUGACGAUGAACGCGGUUCAACAGGUGUGGGCUGCCCCUCCUGGUCUGCACAUUAGCCUUGGACGAAGGAUAUACCCAGAGGCCACCGGAUACAUCACCUACAACACUGGUUUCUGGACUCUGGGACCCUGGGGCAGGUCCCUUCAGGAGGAAAUGUACAUGGUCAAUCCCUCGUCGAUGGCCGUGGGCAUUACGUCGGCAAGCCACAAUGGUGACGGCUGGACAACCGAGCUUCGGACUGGGUUUGCAGACAAUGGUCUGAGCGGCGACUGGACGACCCACGCCUGGGGUCUCCGACUCAAGACCGGUCUUUCAUGGUCUCUCAUGGGCUCUCCCGCGGCAUUUGCCGACGUGAGCGGUAGAGUCACCGAGAACACCCGUGCCGGUGCUCUGCUCGAGGUCAACCUCGGUGGUGGUAUCCAGCUGCGCCUGACCGUCAACCGUCUGGGCCAAAAGCUCGCCUUCCCCAUCCUCUUGUCGGCCGACCUCAACCCUUACGUUGCGUUCUGCACGACGGUCCUUCCGGCUUCGGCCUAUGCGGCCCUGUACCACUUUUACAUCUUGCCACGCAAGCACGAGCGGAUCAAGAACAGGAUCCACGAGCUGCGUGUCGAGCACGCCGACUACAUUGCCGCCAAGCGCCAGGAGGCCGGCGACGCCGUCCUCCUCAUGGAGCGCUCGGUCCAGACGCGUACCGAGGCAGAGCGCCAGCGCGACGGCCUCGUCAUCCUGUCGGCCAGCUACGGUCUCGCCACAGCAUUCACCCCGCGCGGCCUCCGCGAGAUUGAGACCGAGGACGGCUACACGGCCGUCAUCGACGUCACCAUCCCCGUCCAGGCGCUCGUGCAGAACUCGCGCCUCGUCAUUCCCGCGGGCAGGGCAAAGCACAACCUCCUCGGCUUUUACGACCCGUGUAUCGGCGAGAACAAGAAGCUCCGCAUCAGGUACCUCUUCCGCGGACGUCUGCACGAAAUCACCGUCGACGACGUGUCCGGACUGCGUGCCCCCGUCAAGUCGCACGCCCUCGAGGACUAG
Messenger RNA from Apiotrichum porosum, 1857 nucleotides. RefSeq lists its product as uncharacterized. The transcript is spliced from 4 exons. The record is from RefSeq and is a predicted model, not a curated record. The coding region runs from base 1 to 1857 and encodes 618 amino acids. Lineage: Eukaryota; Fungi; Basidiomycota; Tremellomycetes; Trichosporonales; Trichosporonaceae. Gene Ontology annotation, biological process: cristae formation.